AUGGAGGAGCGGAGAUUAGAAGACGCAAGAGCACAGGAGGAAAUGAUGGAGGUAAAGGUGGAUCUAUAUUCUGACGAGCUGGAUUCUGACCUUGGAGAUGAGAGGCCUCUAAUUCAAGACAGGGACCCCAACAGAGUCAACAGCAGUCUGAAGGUCAUGUUUGAGGACGUGAUUGCAGAACCCCCCUCUGUAAGAAGCUUCGACAAAGUGUGGCUAUGGAGCCACGCCCUUUUCGAGGUGUCAAGACUGUGGUGCUACCGCUUCAUCUCCCUCUUGCUGGCCGUGCCAGUGUCACUGGCAGCAGGGCUCCUCUUCGCUGUGCUCAGCUGCCUUCACAUCUGGUUGAUCAUGCCCUGUGUGCAGCUCCUUCUCAUCAACAUGCGGUGGAUCCAGACGGUGUGGGCCAGCAUGCUGAAUGUUUUCAUCAGUCCUUUCUGGACCAGUUUUGGAAAGUGUUGCGGUCAGGUCGUCAUCCAUAUGGCUGAUAACAAAACCAGAUAAAACCAAAGAUUUCGACCGCGUGCAAAACAGAAGAUAUGCAGGAGAGAGCAGCAGUGAUGGAUAGCUUGUUAUUUCCUGAGAGGAAACGUGCAUUGUUUGUGAUUCGUUUGUGUUAUUGUGCACAUGCCAUGAUAUUGGCGUGCCGACACAUUCAUCAGGGUUCCCAUUUCGCAAUGACAUUGACGUAUAGAUGCUCCAAUAAUGCACCAAGAUGUGGCCCAACACAAGCAGCAAACAUGAGAUGCCAUAAGAGGCGUGCUUUCAGGAAAAAAUUUGCAAAAA
Nematolebias whitei (Rio pearlfish) is the source of this 783-nucleotide messenger RNA. RefSeq names its product caveolin-2-like. The transcript has 3 exons. Bases 1 to 501 code for a protein of 166 amino acids. Lineage: Eukaryota; Metazoa; Chordata; Actinopteri; Cyprinodontiformes; Rivulidae. The record is from RefSeq and is a predicted model, not a curated record. Gene Ontology annotation, molecular function: molecular adaptor activity. Gene Ontology annotation, biological process: caveola assembly. Gene Ontology annotation, cellular component: caveola.